Zasmidium cellare ATCC 36951 is the source of this 690-nucleotide messenger RNA. RefSeq lists its product as uncharacterized. The record is from RefSeq and is a predicted model, not a curated record. Lineage: Eukaryota; Fungi; Ascomycota; Dothideomycetes; Mycosphaerellales; Mycosphaerellaceae. Bases 1 to 690 code for a protein of 229 amino acids. The transcript is spliced from 2 exons.
AUGCAUAUCUCCACGACACUCUGCACCCUUCUCCCAGCUUUGGCAUCCGCCAUGCCCGCCCUAGGCGAAAUCAAAGCCGUGACUCCAACCAUGGCAGAACUCUCAAGGGUCUACCCAAACAUCAACAUCGACUACAUCACCGGCGAUCUGGAAUCCAACGAGACUUUCCACGUCGAUGCCACCCAAGAGCGAACUCUGGGCUACAAGCUCGUUGCCGCUGGAUUGACGGCCUGUAGUGCUCGGAUCGCGGGAACGAGUGCAGCUCAUAUCCUCGUCGCCGGAGCUGGCUUCGUCGGCGGCCGCGAGUUCAUAAUGUACUUCUGGCAUGGCGGAGCGCUUCAGGCAGCCGGUCUGCCCACGGGGAACAGCAAGCGCGACUGCAACACGGGCCAGACGGGCUUCCAGAGUUCCGCGCAUUUCGCUGGACAGUAUGGUUUGAAGAUGGCCGGCAAGUAUAUGCACUGCUACGCCCCGGAUAGUGGCCAGUUGGGCUAUGCCUCAGGUCUGGGAUCGAUGAUCGCGAAGGGCAUGCAGCAGUCCAACCAGUGUUCGCUCUCGACGCAGUUCACGAUCUAUUAUACCAGUACCAAUAGGGUUUUGGGCAGGUACCAUUUGGAGCUCGACACGACAAGGACGGAUGUCGGUCCCUUUGAGAUCACUGGCGGAGACAGCUGCACCGUGUCCGUCUGA